CUCCAUGGAGCAACAUUCGUUCAGCAAUCAAGCAACUAAUAGCAACAAGCCGAAAGCUUGCGAGCAAAAUUCAAAAGUGAAAGCAAAAAUCAAACAAUUUUAACGGUCACAAAGUGAAAGAAUUUCAAAAAAUAGAAAAUUAAAGUUCUAAAUUCUAAUUGAGAAAAUCUGUGAAAUAGACCGAAAAGCAAAAAAGACUAUACACAACCAUGAGUCAAAUUGUGAAGCAGACUUGCCGCUUGUGCCAAACAGCGGGCAAGCAAAUCAACUUUUUUCCAAAUCCUUGGAAGACAGCCGCGCCAGCCGCCUUCUCCACAUCGUGCACAUGCAAUCAGACAAAUGCCGCUUAUAAACCGGAAAGCCCUGCUAUGGUAUUCUCAAAGAAAAUUCUUUCAAAAGUCUCGUUGAAGAAAAUCACCGGACGCCCAGUGCCACAAGAGGAUCCAUGGAAGCCAUGGCCCAACAGCGUGAAUCCAUACACUGGUGAAAUUGGCGGUCCAGCUGGUCCCGAACCGACACGCUAUGGCGAUUGGGAGCGCAAAGGUCGCGUCUCCGACUUCUAGCCCAAAGAAUACUAUUUUCAAUUUAGCAUUUAAGCAUUUGUAAGAUAAAAAAACAAAAAUCCAACUACCUACAUUAUUUACGUGCAUAUUGUGUUGAAGCAAUAUUUAGUUAGUAAGCAAAAGCCUAGACUGAAUAAGUGUGUUAAUUUAGAUUUUAAUAAAUGACCAAAAUAUUUUAUGUAAAAAA
Zeugodacus cucurbitae (melon fly) is the source of this 750-nucleotide messenger RNA. Its product is annotated as succinate dehydrogenase assembly factor 4, mitochondrial-like. Gene Ontology annotation, biological process: mitochondrial respiratory chain complex II assembly. The transcript has a single exon. NCBI's taxonomy places the organism in Eukaryota, Metazoa, Arthropoda, Insecta, Diptera, Tephritidae. The record is from RefSeq and is a predicted model, not a curated record. Gene Ontology annotation, cellular component: mitochondrion. Bases 210 to 563 code for a protein of 117 amino acids.